AGGCUGGGCAGAGUCUGAGUCCACCCGGGUCGUGCUCGCCCGGCUCGCCCGGCUCCUCCGCAGUCCAGGAAUUUCCCCGUGGCUCUCCUCCACCUGGAGAGGUGGACGCCCCUGGCCCCCGGCCCUCGGCCUGCGGAGGGGGCCAGCGGCUGCAGCCCUGCGCGGGGCCGGGGCGGGCCGAGCCAAGCCAAGGGCCGCCCCCGGCCGACCCUCCUCCUGCCGGUCCCGCCCUCCCCGCCGCGGCGCUGGAGGAGGGCGGGGCGGGGCCCUGGGGUCAGUCUGAGCCUCCGGCACCGGCCGCGCAGCUGGAGGCGGCGGAGCAGAAGCCUUGACUUCAUCUCAGCUCCAGGGCCCGCCCUCCCUUCCUGCAGCCUGGGAACUUCAGCCGGCUGGAGCCCCACCAUGGCUGCAAUCCGAAAGAAGCUGGUGAUCGUUGGGGAUGGUGCCUGUGGGAAGACCUGCCUCCUCAUCGUCUUCAGCAAGGAUCAGUUUCCGGAGGUCUACGUCCCUACUGUCUUUGAGAACUAUAUUGCGGACAUUGAGGUGGACGGCAAGCAGGUGGAGCUGGCUCUGUGGGACACAGCAGGGCAGGAAGACUAUGAUCGACUGCGGCCUCUCUCCUACCCGGACACUGAUGUCAUCCUCAUGUGCUUCUCCAUUGACAGCCCCGACAGCCUGGAAAACAUUCCUGAGAAGUGGACCCCAGAGGUGAAGCACUUCUGCCCCAACGUGCCCAUCAUCCUGGUGGGGAAUAAGAAGGACCUGAGGCAAGACGAGCACACCAGGAGAGAGCUGGCCAAGAUGAAGCAGGAGCCCGUUCGGUCUGAGGAAGGCCGGGACAUGGCGAACCGGAUCAGUGCCUUUGGCUACCUUGAGUGCUCAGCCAAGACCAAGGAGGGAGUGCGGGAGGUGUUUGAGAUGGCCACUCGGGCUGGCCUCCAGGUCCGCAAGAACAAGCGUCGGAGGGGCUGUCCCAUUCUCUGAGAUCCCCAAGGCCUUUCCUACAUGCCCCCUCCCUUCACAGGGGCACAGAAAUUAUCCCCCUACAACCCCAGCCUCCUGAGGGCUCCAUGCUGAAGGCUCCCAUUUUCAGUUCCCUCCUGCCCAGGACUGCAUUGUUUCCUAGCCCCGAGGUGGUGGUACGGGCCCUCCCUCCCAGUGCUCUGGGAGCCAGGCCUAUGCCCUGCCCUUCCUCAGGGCCCCUGGGGCUCUUGCCCCCUUUGACCUUCCCCAAAGGAUGGUCACACACCAGCACUUUAUACACUUCUGGCUCACAGGAAAGUGUCUGCGGUAGGGGACCCAGAGUCCCAGGCCCCUGGAGUUGUUUUCGGCAGGGGCCUUGUCUCUCACUGCAUUUGGUCGGGGGGCAUGAAUAAAGGCUACAGGCUCCAA
This is a messenger RNA of Nomascus leucogenys (northern white-cheeked gibbon), 1392 nucleotides long. RefSeq names its product ras homolog family member C (gene RHOC). Gene Ontology annotation, biological process: small GTPase-mediated signal transduction. Gene Ontology annotation, molecular function: GTP binding; GTPase activity. NCBI's taxonomy places the organism in Eukaryota, Metazoa, Chordata, Mammalia, Primates, Hylobatidae. The record is from RefSeq and is a predicted model, not a curated record. Gene Ontology annotation, cellular component: neuron projection.